This is a messenger RNA of Mytilus californianus (California mussel), 2465 nucleotides long. RefSeq lists its product as uncharacterized. NCBI's taxonomy places the organism in Eukaryota, Metazoa, Mollusca, Bivalvia, Mytilida, Mytilidae. The transcript is spliced from 2 exons. Bases 161 to 1165 code for a protein of 334 amino acids. The record is from RefSeq and is a predicted model, not a curated record.
UCAAUUGUAAUUGAUAUUGAAACAACCCUAAAAAGAAUAAUAUCAUUUAACUAGAAUAUUUGGAAUAACUAUAAGAAGUUCUGAGUCCUUCAUAUUAGUUAUUUUGUGACGUACUGUUUGAUAAAGAGAUUGAAGAAAUUAUUAUUAGGUAAAUACACCAAUGUCUCAAAGAAGACCUUAUACUGACGGCUUACCAUCGAUUAAUGGGAAAUUGUUGUUAGAAUAUAAAAGAUAUCAACGACUCUCGAAAUCUCUUGGCUCUCGUUCAGUUCGAGAGAAAGUAGUUAGGGGAAAAAAACUCUCAAAGGAUCAAUCGGCAACAACCUUUGGUCAACCAUGUUCAUUUCAUAGGGAAUCACUGCACUUCUAUUGCCAUACGCAUAAAGAACCAGCAUGUAUAAUUUGUGCAACAACUAUGCAUAAAGUCUGUAACGUUGUAACAGUGACAGAAAAUGCCGUCAAAUCUCACCAAGCAUGCGUCAAUUUAGAAGACAUCCACCAAACAGUAGAAACUGUUUUAGACAAUAUCGAAAAAAUCAAAACAGACAGGGAAGAAAAUUUAACAAAGCUGUUGUUACAAAAAAACAAUAUUGAAAAGGAAAUGCACAGUAUGCGGAAGAAAAUGAAUGAACACUUAGAUCAUAUUGAAAAAGAAAUAAUUGGCCAACUGAAUGAUACGUACAGAAAGCACAAAAAUGAAACGGAUUAUUUGUUGAAAAAUAUAGACCACCGAAAACAAGGCAUAAAGGAACUCCAGAAUACUAUCAUAAAGGCCAAAACUAUUGAAACAGACGUCGAAGCGUUCUUGAUGGGAAAACGGAUCGAGCAAAAAAUCAGCGAGGAAGAAAAAUUCGUAGGCCAUUUCUAUAACGACGAAUCAAUAAAACAAACUGACUUUGAAUUCAGACUCAGUCCGGCUAUGAAUUCUUUUUUUGUUGACAUAAAAUCGUUUGGUGAUAUUUUCGUACGUAAAAGUCCUAGCAGGGUUAAUCUUACUCGUACCACUCACAAAGUAAAACCACCAGAAGCAGGAUUUCAACUUGCUCGACAUGUGAGCCACAUUAAAUUACGACUACACGAAAAAACAUACAAUGCGACUGGUAUACAAGACCUACUACCAUUGCCACACAUCUACGAUGGUUUACAGAGACAAAAGACGAUGUAGUUCAAAGAUAAUUAUCUGACAUUUAGUGUACUUUUUCUAUUGUUUUCAUGAGAAAAUUUGUUUUAGAAACCAAUGCAUUCGUUUUUAACACUUUAUUUUUAAUCAACUCGUAAAUAUCCGACUCAAAGUAAGAGGUGACAUGGCAAUAUUUUGGAUUUUACAAAAACUUUGCAUGCAACUAGAACAUUUGGAACUUCUAUUUUAAUGUUGAUUUAAAUUUGACUUUUUUAAGAUUUUUUUUUUUUACAAAACCUUUUAAAUUGAGAUUAAGAAAUAGUAUAGUUGUUAAUGAUACAACUAUUCGUUGAAUAUCAAAGGUCAAAGGACAAAGAUGUGAACAAUAACAGGUCAUCGUUACGAAUUUCAACCUAAAGCAAACGCAUGUCGUAUAGUUAGCUAUAAAAGGCCCCGAGAAGACAAUUCAAAAGAGAAAACCAAAGCCCUGAUAAUACUACACCAAUAAACGAUAAACUGUUAGGGCAGACAGACAACAACCAACGAUAAACACUGGAUAACAAACGCCUGGCCGAAAAUGAAUUAUCAAGAUUUAAAAACGUAAUAGUUGUCAAAACACUUAAGUAAAUUACCCUUCAAAUCGAGAUUUUUCUAAAAACCUGUACUACGAAUUUCUAUAAUAAUUUUGCUGUUGCUACCGACAUGUCUGCCUUUAUUGAUGGAAAAUUUGAUGAGAACUACAGACAAUUCUUGAUUGAGUCAGUAGAAUGAGUGUGUGCGUGCCCAAACAUUUACACUUGCUCCAGAUUAUCUCUAGAUAAUACUGUUCGGUCAUCAGUGAACGAAAGAACUAUUUCUCUUUCCUUUUCAUAUGACAUUACUUGAAAAACCCAAAGCCUCAUAUAUCUUGUAACAUUAACAAAACCGAAAUGUAGUAUUCAAUAUGUAGGGCAAACUGGACGUGAAUUUUUCAAACGAGCACAAGAACAUCUACAUCGCUUCCGCAGACUUAAGAAAUUCAAAAGUUUAAUUUACCAGCAUUUAGAAAAACACAAACACAAUAUCAAAAUUAUAAAAUUCCAAUCAUUUCAAACCGUCCAGAAACAACCAGGACAAUCACAUAUACAGUUUGAAGAUUCCCGUAAACUUUGCGAACUUUCUUGGAUUAAACGACUACAGACAGUGUAUCCCCUAGGUCUAAAUGACAAUAUCAUGGGCCAAGGGAACAUAUCUAAAACUUCCUCUAUUGAUAUCAUGACUAUUGUUGAUAAAAGACAAUGCAAUAAUAGGUCUCAUGGCAAUCGCAUUAACGGUAAUCAACGAAAUAAACAUCGUUUUAAUUUUA